CAUAGAUUAGUGCGGCGCAUAUAAAGAAUUAAGCACUUGACUGCGACCUAUACCAAAAUAUCAACCCUACAUAGAUGCACCACGAUACCAAUUGAUACCGCACUUUGCAUCCCUCCCCCCCCCAACCCCCCCAACCCCCCCAAAAUGACGCAUAUGACCAAUCCCCUCGCGACUGUCGACCAGCUAUACCAGCGGACCUCCUUCAGCGCGCUGCCCUCCGACCUCCAAGACGCCAUCUUCUUCGCGACCCAACGACUGACCCAAGCCGCCGGCAUUCUACUACGGCUCCCCCAAUCCGUCACGGCGCAAGCCAACGUCGUCCUCGCGCGCUACUGGCUCGUCGAAUCGCCCCUAUCCUACGAGUUCAGCGACACAUCCGCCGCCGCGCUCUUCCUCGUCGCCAAGCUCGGCGCACACCCGUGCCUACCCCGCGAUGUCUGCAAUGUGUACGCGUACCUCCUAUCUCCGAACUCCGUGCUCUUCAAGGGCGGAGGAGAUAUCCAUGGCAAGGAUAAAGAAGGCCCGUCACCAUCCAACCUCCCCGGAAUCCCGUACGCCUCCUUCCAGUCACGUAUCAUGGCCCUCGAGGCCCGCAUAUUGUACUCCCUGUCCUUCAACACGCACGUCGCGCUGCCACACCCCUUAGCCAUCACAUACCUGCAAGCGCUAGACUUCCUCGGCCUACCCAGGGCCGAGAUCGCGGGACGCGCCGUCGCGUAUCUCAACACGGCGCUCUUGUCGCCGCAGCUGCUGUAUCUCACGCACCAGCCGCACGCGCUCGCCGUCGCAGCGAUAUACUCCGCGGCGCGCGACGCCGGGGCCAAGAUGCCGACGUGUGCGUGGUGGGAGGUGUUCGACGUGGACCGCGAGGAGCUCGGGUUCCUGGUUGUAGGCAUGCGCAGCCUCGAGGGCUGGGUGCGGACGCAGCUGGAGGAUGAUGGCGUGCUGACGAAGGGGAUGGUCACGCGGGCCUAUGUGGAGGGAGAGAUGAGGAAGAGGGGGUUAAGGAUUGGAAAUGGGAGUGCUGGGGCUGGUGAGGAUGAGAUGGAAGAUGAGGAGACGGCACUUAUGCGGCAGAUGGAUGAGAAGGCGGCGCAACUAGAUGAAUGAGGGCUGGAGCUAGCUCAAUGUCUAUAUGGGCUGAACAGGACCUACAAGGGCGCUGGGUACCGCCGGCUGACUACUAUAACUUCAUGCUAUCUAUAUCCGAGAGUGAUUGGAUAAUUAUAAUAGUAUACUAGUUAUAACCAAGCUUAUAGUUGGCCUUUUAAGGCUGAAAGUACGAACUUAAGUCGCCCCGAGAAGCUAUAGGGAUAGGAGAAGACGAGAAUGUAUUAAAGAACAAGGAGUGUUUCCGUUGCAAGUCCUAUGUAACUGAUUAUGGCCUCUCCUAAAGAAAUUGACAACCCAUUCUCCCUCCCCCAUACGAAGGCAACCCUGCCUAUUUAGACUAACUACCGUCCAGCGUCGGGUUGAUGAUUUCCAUAAUAUUGCCCUACUCAAUGAAUAGAC
This is a messenger RNA of Daldinia decipiens, 1512 nucleotides long. Its product is annotated as cyclin-like protein. Gene Ontology annotation, molecular function: cyclin-dependent protein serine/threonine kinase regulator activity. Gene Ontology annotation, biological process: regulation of transcription by RNA polymerase II. NCBI's taxonomy places the organism in Eukaryota, Fungi, Ascomycota, Sordariomycetes, Xylariales, Hypoxylaceae. The transcript has a single exon. The record is from RefSeq and is a predicted model, not a curated record. The coding region runs from base 145 to 1110 and encodes 321 amino acids. Gene Ontology annotation, cellular component: nucleus.